Sinocyclocheilus rhinocerous is the source of this 1167-nucleotide messenger RNA. Its product is annotated as phosphatidylcholine:ceramide cholinephosphotransferase 2-like. Gene Ontology annotation, molecular function: sphingomyelin synthase activity; ceramide cholinephosphotransferase activity. The transcript has 5 exons. Bases 130 to 1167 code for a protein of 345 amino acids. Gene Ontology annotation, cellular component: Golgi membrane; endoplasmic reticulum membrane; plasma membrane. The record is from RefSeq and is a predicted model, not a curated record. Gene Ontology annotation, biological process: ceramide biosynthetic process; sphingomyelin biosynthetic process. NCBI's taxonomy places the organism in Eukaryota, Metazoa, Chordata, Actinopteri, Cypriniformes, Cyprinidae.
CCAGCCACAUCAUAUGAGAGCUGAAAACACAGGCCUUUCAUAAUCACCGCAGAGGAGAGUAACCUACAGUGCCUUACAGGAGAGAGUCUUAGCAGGAAGUCAGUCGUUUGUGGGUAGUUGUGGGUACUCAUGGCAUCGUCAGACCACCAAGGAAACAAGGACCCCACAAACACAGAUGGGACGCCGUCCCCUGGCACAUCUUGCCCCGUCCACAGCCACGCUGCUGAAGAAGCGAAGCGGAACAGCUUGAGGAAAGCCCUGGUCAGACAUCGAGACUAUGUCAAAAUCUCCGUGCCUGAAGGAAAGGGCAACCGAUUGCCGUCGGAAUGGUGGAAGACGUUCAUCGCUUUGUUUUAUGCUGUUUUGAACCUGGUUUUGACCACGGUUAUAAUCACAGUGGUCCAUGAGAGAGUACCACCCAAGGAGAGCAGCCCACCUCUGCCGGAUAAGUUCUUUGACUAUAUAGACCGCGUGCAGUGGGCGUUUACAGUGACUGAGGUCAAUGGAAUGGUUCUGGUGUCUAUAUGGUCCAUUCAGUUGCUCUUUCACAGAUACAAGGCUAUUAUAGCAAGACGAUAUUUCUUCCUUUUGGGCACAUUGUACAUGUAUAGAUGCAUAACCAUGUACGUCACCACUCUACCCGUGCCUGGCAUGCACAUGGUCUGUGCACCAAAGCUCCAAGGAGAUUCCCAGGCAAAGCUGCAGCGUGUUCUGCAGUUGCUCUCUGGUGGUGGAUUAUCAAUCACUGGAUCUCAUCUGUUGUGCGGCGACUUCCUCUACAGCGGCCACACUGUCAUUCUCACACUCACGUACCUCUUCCUCAAGGAGUAUUCUCCUCGUUCUUUCUGGUGGUACCAUCUUCUGUGUUGGUUAACGGCUGCUGUGGGUGCCGUGUGUAUCCUGGUGGCCCAUGAGCACUACAGUGUGGAUGUGGUGGUGGCGUAUUUCAUCACCACCCGACUGUUCUACUGGUAUCACACUAUGGCUAAUCUGCAGACUUUAAAGUGUUCUCCGAACAACUACCUCACUCAUACAUGGUGGAACCCCGUUUUUAACUUCUUUGAGAGGAACAUUCAGACCCAAGUGCCCUGUUCUUUCUGCUGGCCGAUCACAUGGCCGCCUGCCUGUCUGAAGAACCCCUGUAAGAAAUAUUCCAUGGUGCAGUGA